Messenger RNA from Aspergillus pseudotamarii, 1875 nucleotides. Its product is annotated as fungal specific transcription factor domain-containing protein. The transcript has a single exon. The record is from RefSeq and is a predicted model, not a curated record. NCBI's taxonomy places the organism in Eukaryota, Fungi, Ascomycota, Eurotiomycetes, Eurotiales, Aspergillaceae. Bases 436 to 1611 code for a protein of 391 amino acids.
GUAACCCCCCCACACACCUCCCAUCCCCCCCUUUUUUUUUUCUCCCUCGUCGUAAAUAUCCUCCGUUCUGGUCUAUUAUUGCCUGAAUCAAUCGUUAACUUUGAUGAGAGUGAUUAGUGUGAUCAAAGCCGACCGCAUUGCUCGCAGUGUCGCAAAUAUGGCGUCCCGUGUCCCGGCUAUACACGUUCCUUGAAGUUCCAGGAUGAGGGACCCCGUCUGGUGGAACUGUACCUCAUUACCUCCCCAGAUACGGAUGGAAGUGACGAGGGAUCGAGUCCAGUAUCGGCCUCGCUUCCUGUAAAAGCUCAGAGGCAGAAGCGUUGCUUUACGGGUGCCGCCCUUGACGAGAGGAUUUGUCCGUCACUAGCAUACAAAUCUUUCUUGGGUCAGCAACCACGCCUGUUCAAAGAAUUUGUUUGUGCUUCGUUCCCGACCAUGUAUUAUCAUAAUGAAUUUCGGUUUGGGCCCGGUUUUACCUUCCCGGACAACGUUAUCAAACAGUUUGGUUGCAAGCCUUACUACGAUGCCACCAUUAUGUGUCUAUCCACGGCUUGGCUUGCACAUUUGACAAAAGACCCGAAUCUACAACAUGCAAGUCGAGAGAAGUACAAUGAAGCCUUGGUCGGUAUCCAGUAUGCCCUGAAAUCGGAUGAUUUUGCGUCGGACACCCUAUUGAUGGCCGUCAUACUGCUGGCCUUUUAUGAGAUGAACGUACGCACCAGCGAUGAUGCUUGGCUCUUCCAUGCCAACGCAGUGAGGAUGCUGAUGAAAGCCCGUGGUAUGAGAGCUCAUUUGACGGGCCCUGGGCGUGUUUGUCAUUUUGCCUUCAGGCCGUUUUUGAUUGGCGCUGCCCUCCAAAAGGGUGAAUCAUGUUUCUUAGAUGAGGAUUCCUGGCAGGACUUGGCAGCAUCCUUAAGAAGUGAGGAUUCCCAGAAGCAGGACGAGUGGGCUUUCUAUAUCGACGUGUAUGAGACCAUCUUCAUGGAGCUCGUCAAGUGUCCCGGCUAUAUCAAGGAAGCCCGGCGAAUCGUUUCGGUAACCUCACCCGAGGCCAGAUCUUUGGCCCAUCGGAUUCGUACAACAUGUGAUCGACUGCGAAGAUUAAGCAAUGAAAUGCGAACCCUACUCAGUGCACAUAAUCAGCGAAAGCAGGGUAUCACACUCCGCUUCGUGGGACCGGAGCCCAAACUCUUCCCGGAAACGAGCCCUUCUCUUCUUCUCCGCGCUGGGAUCGAUGCCGUUCGGAUCCUCGAACAAAUCUUAGGUCAACUCACCAUGCCUACACCGACCGUGGAACAGACCUUGAUAAUCCGUGAUGGAGCGCUAACACCCGUGUCAAGCCCAGAAAGUUCUGGAGAUGCGGAGAGUCCACCACCUCUCUCCUUUGGUUUGUCCUGUGAGCUCGGAAACGGUCCGCAGGCUUCGGUCGGUGAUGAUGACCAACGCGCUUUGACUUGGCUGGACCGGGUCGCCGGGGCAAUGGGGCUGUUAGGAGCGGAAAUCACGUACGGAAUGAAACCGGGAAUUCAAACCGAUCUCGCUCUGCGAAAUGUUCGGACGUUAACCCCUGUGGAUGAUGACCUCCCAGAACCUCGGCGGUCGUCGGACUGAGACAAUAGAGCCAACAGGCUGUAUUCAGUCACCGCCCCCAAGUCAACCCUCAAUCACUACAAACGCAACGUGUGCAUUUGAAAUUCGGCAUAGCCCCCGCUUCAUCAGCGUUGGACGGCUACUUUCUCUGCGAGGCUCACCCAUUACAUUACCAAAAUACCUGCAUCAGAUUGUUGCGCGUCGAUACCCGCCCCACUACAGCAUAUUCUGCGUCACGUAACGGUCGCGCGCUACAUACAUUUAUUAAGCAUUGACGGCCAUCUC